AUGCUGUCGAGGCUUGCUAGACGUGAAAAGCUACAGCAGUUGAAAGAGGCCAGGAGAACCGGUGGAAAUGUUGCCCUGGCUCAAGAUGAAGAGACCGAUUUCAACGAGAUAUACGACGAAGUGGACGAAGACACCUAUCGAGAACAAAAGAGGAAGCAAUUGAUGGAAGAUGAUUUUGUUGUGGACGACAACGGAGAAGGAUAUGUUGACCAUGGGGCCGACGAGUGGGACGAGGCGUCAAGGCCCAAUUACUACUCGGAUGAGGACGACGACGAGGAAGACAAGGACGUUCGCCAAACGUUUAAGAGACGGAGACAGAACCGGGACGGUCAGCGGCCGGUGAAGGUGGCGAAGACUGCUACAAUCAACAAAUUUUUCAAGCCGUCCAGUGGUGUCGAAGUCGCCAAGAAGGCCAGCACCAACAUCGACGAUAUUCUUGACGAUUUCCACGACGAUAAAGAAAAGAAACGACCCGGAGUGCCCAAGCCGUUCUCCGCCUCUAGUGCAAAGAACACCGAAACCAAGAAAAAGAAGAACCAAAAGGCGGCCUUUGGUUUCUCGACGGUGGCCCACAAACAACCCAAGUCUAAAGUGGCUGCAUUCAAUGCCUCGUCUGACUACACAAUGGAUUUUGAUGAUUUUGAACAGCCGUCUUCGCCGAUCAAGACAGAUGACAACCGUGCUAGAGACAAUUUCAGCCCGCUUGCUUCUUCACCAAGUAAACAACUGCAACACGAUGUCCAGGAAGUGCAAGUAGAGGCACCGGUAAAACAAGAGCCACUGUCAGCACAGCUAGGGGAGGAAAGUGACUCGGAGGAUGACGUUAUAGUCACAAAACGAGCAAGAGUCUCGGCGGUGAAAAGAGCAGCCAACGAGGCUAUCGUUUCAUCUGUCAAACCGUCACCAGUUGUGACAGCUCUGACGGCUCUGUCUUCCCUGCCUGUCUCGGCAGCUCCCAAACAUAGCGUCGCAGUGUUCCAGAACCACACUGAAAAACUUGACCAAGGUAGGAUCGAUGAUGAGAACGGGAAAUUCAAAAUGUUUUGGAUGGACUAUGCUGAAGUUGACAGCUCGCUCUUGUUGUUUGGGAAAAUAAAAACCAAAGAUGGCAAACUUGCAUCGGGAGUCAUCCAAGUGAAUGGUCUUUGCCGUGAGCUAUACAUCUUGCCAAAGAAAAGUCGAGUCAUUGGUGGUGAAGAAGACGUAGACGAUGAAAUGCAAACUAUUACACCCGAUGAUGUGCGCGAGGAAAUCACCCCAAUUUUCAUGGAGAACUAUAAGCUCAACACGCUUAGAGCCAAAGCUGAAACCAAAAAGUAUGCGUUUGAAUUGGCACAUAUUCCAAAGGAAGCCGAGUACUUGAAAGUGCUCUUGCCGUACAGCGCCGCGACUAACAGGAACGCGUUACCGGCAGACGUGGAAGGUGAAACUUUCAAACACAUUUUCGGCACCAACACCAACAUGUUUGAGUCCUUUGUCACCCAGCGAAAUAUCAUGGGCCCCUGUUGGCUCGAAGUAGAAGGAGGAGAUUUCGAAGCUAUUCAGAAUUCAUCGCAUUGUCAAGUCGAGGUCUCGGUCGCUCUGCCGAACAAGAUUACCCCGAUAAAUUCAAAUGCCCCACCCACGCCAAAUUUGACGUGCACAUCCAUCUCAGUCCAGACACUACUCGACCCCAAGAGGAACAAACAAGAGGUGGUUUCCGUCUCGUUAGCGACGUAUUUCGAUCUACCACAGGAUGCGCCGAUCCCGGAAAAUUUAAAGCCAAACGACUGUGUCACGUUUGUGAGACCUCUUGGAGCCGGGCUGUCGUUUCCUCCUGGUAUUGCGCAAAUAGCCCGCAAGGAGAAUUUCCAGUUGAAGACGUGUCCAAAUGAAAAAGUUUUGUUGAAUGCCGUGGCAGCCAAGAUAAAAAUGUUGGACCCGGACGUUUUCAUCGGGCACAGGAUGGAGAACAUUUCCCUUGAUGUCUUGGUGCAUAGGAUGCAUGAAAACCUGGUGAUGACGUGGUCUGCCCUUGGACGUAGGAACAGGAAGCAAUGGCCACAGUCUAUCAACAACAGCAACAAUAAUAAAAAGUCUAGUUUCAACAACAAUUUACUUAUUAGAGAGGUGUUUCAAGGGAGACUAUUGUGCGACAUUGCCAAUGAGAUGGGCCAAUCCUUGACCACCAAAUGCCAAUCUUGGGACUUGUCGGAAAUGUAUGACGUAGUUUGCCACAAGAAGCACGAGCCGAUGGAUGUCAGCUUCCAGAAUCCACGGUUUGCAGAAGAUGCAACCUUGUUGAUAUUGGCCCUCAAGGAGAAUGAGUUCAAUGUGAGGAUCACCGGUGAGAUUGCUUUUGCUAUUCAGAUUCUCUCGUUGUCGAAGCAGUUGACCAACAUUGCAGGCAACGCCUGGUCUCACACGUUGAGUGGUACAAGAGCUGGUCGAAACGAGUAUAUUUUGUUGCACGAGUUUAGGAAAAACAAUUACAUUGUGCCGGACAAGGAGGACAAGUUUCACAAGAAUACCUCGUUUGAACAACAAGCAAAAUUGGAGAAUGUCACCGAUGAAGUGUCAACACACACGUCCAACAAAAAGCCGAAAUACCAAGGUGGUCUUGUUUUUGAGCCGGAAAAGGGGCUCCAUAAAAACUAUACCUUGGUUAUGGAUUUCAACUCCUUGUACCCCAGUAUCAUCCAAGAGUUCAACAUCUGCUUCACGACAAUUGAUAGAGACGCGUUCAACGUCACGCAUGAUGAAGACAGAGACAUGCCCAGUAUCCCGGAGAAUGACGCCGAGGCUGGCGUUUUGCCGCGCUUGUUGAACACCUUGGUGACGCGUCGUCGCGAAGUCAAAAAGUUGUUAAAGGAUCCCAAAAACACCCCAUUCCAAAGAGCGCAAUACGAUAUCAAGCAGCAGGCACUCAAAUUGACAGCCAACUCCAUGUACGGUUGCUUGGGGUAUGUGAAUUCCAGGUUCUACGCCAAACCAUUGGCGAUGUUGGUCACCAACAAAGGAAGAGAGAUUUUGAUGGACACUAGACAGUUGGCAGAAUCAAACGGAUUGAGAGUGGUGUAUGGUGACACCGACUCGGUGAUGAUCGACACUGGUGCUACUAGCUUCAACGAUGCCAUCAAAGUCGGCGAAGAGUUCAAGGUGCAGGUCAAUGAGCGAUACAAAUUGUUGGAGAUUGACAUUGACAAUGUGUUCAAAAGGCUAUUGCUACACGCAAAGAAGAAGUACGCCGCCAUGACUGCAUCUAUCGAUCGAUCAAAUGGGGAAGAAGUCACAGCACUAGAAGUGAAGGGGCUCGAUAUGAGGAGACGGGAGUAUUGUCAGCUUUCCAAGGAAAUAUCAACAUAUGUUUUGAUGAAAAUAUUGUCGAGCGAAGAUUCAGAGAACGCCUUGUCGGAAAUCUACUCGCACUUGGAAGAAAUGAGGGACAAGAUCAUGGCCCACGAGAUUCCUCCCAUCAAGUUCAAAAUCAAUACCAAAUUGUCUAAAGAUCCAUCCUCGUACCCCAAUGGGAAAAGCAUGCCACAAGUUCAAGUUGCUUUGAGAUUAAAGGAGCUGGGGAAAGUGAUUAAAGCUGGCAGUGUCAUCACCUAUGCUAUCACCGCGCCAGUCCUCGGCGAGGAGGACAAUUUGUCAGUUGCCGAGAGGGCUAGAGCCAUCAAUGAUCUUUUGGAAAAAGGGUCCAAGUACAAGCCUGAUCCUGUUUACUAUCUUGAGAAACAAAUCUUUGCACCUGUGGAGAGGUUGUUGGACAAGAUUGAGUCGGUAGACAUGGUCCGCGUGGCCUCUUCUUUGGGAAUUGACACCAAAAGGUACAUCUUGAAAAUCAAGAAUGGGGAUACUGAUAUCGCCUCGAUGGAAUCAAACAUAUCGGACACCGAGAGAUUCAGACAGUCGAGCUACUUGGUCUUGCGUUGCAAAUGUGGGCACCAAUUCAGAUUUGGUGGGAUCCAGGCCUCCAAGGACUACCAAGUAAAGUUUAAUGGAAUCGUUUGCUCGAAAUGCGACUUUACGUUCCCGCUCCUACGCGUCACGGCACAGUUGGAGCACACGAUACGCACCCACAUUUCCUUGUACUAUGCCGGCUGGCUAGUGUGCGACGAUUCAUCGUGCGGCAUAACCACCCGCCAGAUUUCCGUUUACGGCAAGCGAUGUAUCGGUGCCUCGGGAAAAGGGUUGGAUUGCAAAGGAGUCAUGAGCUACAGGUACUCCGACCGGGCGUUGUACAACCAGCUACUCUACUUUUUGUCAAUUUUCGACGUUGACAAGACCAAGCUGAAGAAAUUGAGGCCCAUCACGGAUGCUCUUGAACGCGUGGUGGAUGACGGCAAGGACGUGGAGUUGGCCGCAGGUCAGGUCGAGGCAUUGGCCGAGCAGAAUAAAGACGCGUUUGCUUGUUGUCAGGACGUGGUGCAAAAGUAUUUGAGUGAGUGUGGACGUCGCUACGUCAAUAUGGGGUCGAUUUUUGACUUUAUGGGUGCAUAG
This is a messenger RNA of Lodderomyces beijingensis, 4482 nucleotides long. Lineage: Eukaryota; Fungi; Ascomycota; Pichiomycetes; Serinales; Debaryomycetaceae. The record is from the annotation of a GenBank genome assembly.